This is a messenger RNA of Maniola jurtina (meadow brown), 1924 nucleotides long. Its product is annotated as proton-coupled folate transporter-like. The record is from RefSeq and is a predicted model, not a curated record. Gene Ontology annotation, molecular function: transmembrane transporter activity. The transcript has 5 exons. Gene Ontology annotation, cellular component: membrane. Gene Ontology annotation, biological process: transmembrane transport. NCBI's taxonomy places the organism in Eukaryota, Metazoa, Arthropoda, Insecta, Lepidoptera, Nymphalidae. The coding region runs from base 209 to 1759 and encodes 516 amino acids.
GGCCCGCUCGCCUCGCUACACUCUCAUAUCGCGCUCGAUUUUACAACCUGACAUUAACAACUCUGGUUUUUGGAAACGACAGUCGGAAAGCCUCGGAUUAAGUAGUCACUAUCGGUCGCCGGCGCCGCAUACCAUCAGUGCUGUGCGUGGUUCAAAUAACGAACAGUGCUUCCACUUUUACUAACUCUCACUUUUAGUGCCACUUAAUAUGACAGCCAGUAAUAAUUGCAGCACAAUCGAUCUGACCAAAUCGAGUCUACGUCUCACCGGUGACAAAGAAGAGGAGACGUGGCGGGAGAAAUCGAAAAUUUUAUUAAAACAGAUAAAAUACUUGUUCAGUGAGAUCACAGUUGAACCAUGCCUGUUUGUUUACAUGCUGUGCACGGCGUUGUCGUCCAUUGCAGUGCAGAACAUGCACUUGGAGAAGUCAUGUCGCGUUAAUUGCGCUUUCAGUGAGGAGAUAUGCGAUCGUAUUAGAGACAGAAACACGACUGGCCUGGAGUCGGAGCUGAACCAGGUACAGUCGCUGGUGGCUAAGAUUGUCGCCUGGAAGUUUCCCCUCCAAACGGGCAUCCCGGCUGUGAUGGUGCUUUUUAUUGGAGCAUGGAGUGACAGGACUAAGAAACGGAAGAUAUGUAUCCUGGUUCCAUUUCUGGGGGAAAUUAUUACAAAUAUUGGCCUUUUAUUGGCCACUUACUAUUUUUACGAGCUAUCGUUGAUCUCUACCGCGUUGAUAGAAGCGUUACCGUCUGGGUUUAGUGGCAGUUAUAUUGUUAUAUUCAUGGGGAUGUACAGCUAUAUGGCUGACAGGACUACAGUUGAAAGCAGGACGUUUCGUUUGGGGCUAGUUACUAUAUGUGUGAGUUUGGGCACUCCUACGGGAACUGCUCUUAGUGGAAUACUGUUAAGAUCAGUUGGAUAUUAUGGUGUGUUCUCAACGUUAAUAUGUUUGCAUGUUAGUGCGUUUGUGUAUGGUGUUUUAAGACUUGAAGACGUGUUACCUGUUGAGAAUGAUCGACCUAUGCGUGAGGGUGGGCAAAGUAGAUUUAGACAAUUGUUGCACGAUGUAUUUGGUCUGGUCACUACCACCGUGUUGGUGGCAGUCAGGCCACGUGCGUUGGGCAUGAGGAAGCAGAUACUGUCAGUGAUCAUCCUGUACGUUAUUAUGGUUGGACCGUUAUAUGGUGAUUCGCAAGUAAGCUACUUGUACGCGAUAAGAAAAUUUAACUUCAACGGAGUUGAAUACAGCGUGUAUGGAACGAUCAAUAUCGUUUUAGGAUUAUUUGGAACAUUCUUCUGCAUAACAAUCCUCUGCAGAACAUUCCACGUACAAGACAGCUUGAUUGGCUGCCUGGCCGGUGUGAGCAGGAUAGCGGGUUGCUUGGCAUUCGCUCUUUCUCCCACCAGGACGUGGUUCUAUGCGGCGCCAGUCUUUAAUAUCUUCAGUCAUACUGGCCUGACAGCUGUAAGAUCUAUUGCCACUAAAAGUGUGGCUGUGGAAGAAGUAGCAAAACUCAGCUCAGUGAUAGGCGUGAUGGAGGCCUUGGCGCCUUCAAUAUACAUGCCGACUUCCAGUUUUAUAUACGUGCAUACGAUUGACACGUUCCCUGGUGCAUUCUAUAUGUUUGACGCUGCGCUCACUGUUGUGGCCCUGGCUUUAUUUGUAUACAUCUAUGUUUUGGUGAAACGAAGAGACGUGGUCACAAACCCAAGUAGAAAAGAAGAAUAUGCAAGAACGAACGAAGUAUCUAGAUUUUAAUGAUAUAAAUUGAUAUUAAAUUAUAAUAGAAAUGUUAAUUUAAUAGACAUAAUAAUCAAAAGCAGGAUAUAAAAUAAUAAUAAUCAGCGAUUUGCAUACUGAGGACAGUAAGGUGCCAUUGUAAUAGAUUUGCUAGUUUCUUCUUAUUAGGCGCUAGUCUUGGUA